Molecule: messenger RNA, 351 nt
Organism: Cyclocybe aegerita
Lineage: Eukaryota; Fungi; Basidiomycota; Agaricomycetes; Agaricales; Hemipholiotaceae
Source: the annotation of a GenBank genome assembly
AUGUCCGCUCUAACACCACAAAUGCCUGCACAAACUCAUGUUUCGAUAUCGCGCAAGAGCAUCGACGAGCAGCCUGCACCCGUGCAGACGAUGAGCGUCCGGCCGACGCCGGAAAAGAAGGAGGGAGAGUCCCAGCAGGGUGCCAUGAGGUUGAGGGGAGGCUGCAUUCCUUGUCCAGUGCGUAUUACCUGCCCUGAUUUUCGUCGUGUUGUGGCUGCUGAUUGCAAGCGUAGAAUGGCGGAUGCUGCUUCAUCAUACCGAUACCGUGCUGUUGAGCAUGACCCUCGAGCCCCCACCUACUUCACGAACACCCUUUCAUUCAAGCAUGACGAUUCGGACCAAAAAAUGUGA